CUGGCGUAAACAAUUCCACGCAGGGUCCCUCGCGCGGCGUGUGACAGGCGGACCCCGAAGGCUCCUCCUGCGCAGCCUGAGCCAUGGAGCAAGUGGAGAACUACACCUACGUGGUGGUAGGAGGAGGCAUUGCCGGGGUCACCUGUGCAGAACACUUGUACAUUCUACAUCCGGAGGAGAGUACGUUAGUCAUCACCGCCUCAGCACUCAUCAAGGCGGUCACCAACGUCCUGCCUCUAACGAAAACACUAGAUGCCUUUGACGUGGAAGAGAGGCAUGCCGAGUACUUGGAGAAUCAGUGCCCCAAUGUCACUGUUAUCCGAGAUGCUGUGGAAAGGCUCGAUGCAAAGGAGCAGUGUGUGUAUGUAUCUUCAGGCAAAAAAUUCAAAUAUAAAAAGCUGUGCAUAUGCACAGGGGCGACUCCCAAAGUCAUAGCAGAAGACAGCCCGUAUGUGGUGUGGAUACGUGACACAGAAUCCGUGUGCCAGUUCCAGGCAAGAAUGAAGGGUGCUCGGAGAAUAUUGAUUGUGGGGAACGGAGGAAUUGCGACAGAGAUGGUGUAUGAAGUUACAGGCAUAGAAAUUGUUUGGGCCAUAAAAGACAAGCACAUGACGGCCAACUUCAUCGACCCUGGAGCUGCUGAGUUCCUCCGAUCUGAACUUUCUAAGGAGAAGGUUGAUGCGACUGGGCCUUCUAAGAGGCGGAAAUACACCGUGGACAUGAAAGAGAGUGCUUCGACGGUCAUGGGUGGAGCCCUGGGUCCUGACUGGCACUCCGGCUUGGAGCUGAGGGGGAGCAACCAGCGCAGGGUCACCCUUGAGACAGAGGUGGAGGUGAAGGAAAUUCUCGAGCCAGACAAAUUCGGGCAAUCGGGAAAGGAGCUGACGAGGCUGAGUGAGGAGGAAGUUGACUGGCCUGUCUACGUUGAGCUAACUAACGGCAAGGUCUAUGGUUGUGAUUUCAUCGUGUCAGCAACCGGCGUGACACCUAAUGUUGCCAAAUUAUUAGCAGGAAAUAACCUGAGCGUAGGAGACGACGGAGGCCUCGUCGUCAAUGAACAGAUGGAGACGACAGAGAAAAACGUGUACGCUGCAGGAGACGCUUGCACGCCUGGCUGGGAAAAGGCACGGCACUGGUUUCAGAUGAGGCUGUGGACGCAAGCGAGGCAAAUGGGAUCGUACGCGGCCAAGAGCAUGUGGGCAUCGCUCACGGGAGAGGAAAUCUACAUGGAUUUCUGCUUCGAGCUCUUUGCGCACGCCACCCGCUUCUUCGGCUACAAAGUCAUCAUCCUGGGCCUCUUCAACGGCCAAGGACUGGAGGGGAAGUAUGAAAUUCUCCUCAGAUACACGAAAGGGAUGGAGUACAUCAAGUGCGUGAUGUUGGACGGGCGGAUGCAGGGGGUGGUGCUCCUUGGGGAGACGGACCUCGAGGAGACCUUCGAGAACCUCAUCCUCAACCAGAUGGACUUGUCUUCCUACGGCGAGGACCUCCUCAAUCCCGAUGUUGACAUUGAGGAUUAUUUUGAUUAGGCUGUUUGCAAUCUUGUGCUCCCUUUUUUUAACUUUUUGUCUCUCUCUCUCUCUCUCUCUCUCUCUUCUCUCUCUUCUCUUCUCUUCUCUUCUCUUCUCUUCUCUUCUCUUCUCUUCUCUUCUCUUCUCUUCUCUUCUCUUCUCUCCU
This is a messenger RNA of Penaeus chinensis, 1677 nucleotides long. It is a transcript of the gene Pyroxd1, whose product is annotated as pyridine nucleotide-disulfide oxidoreductase domain-containing protein 1-like. The record is from RefSeq and is a predicted model, not a curated record. Gene Ontology annotation, molecular function: oxidoreductase activity; flavin adenine dinucleotide binding. NCBI's taxonomy places the organism in Eukaryota, Metazoa, Arthropoda, Malacostraca, Decapoda, Penaeidae.